Messenger RNA from Macadamia integrifolia, 1129 nucleotides. Its product is annotated as protein TRIGALACTOSYLDIACYLGLYCEROL 3, chloroplastic-like. The annotation marks the transcript as partial. Lineage: Eukaryota; Viridiplantae; Streptophyta; Magnoliopsida; Proteales; Proteaceae. The transcript is spliced from 7 exons. Gene Ontology annotation, molecular function: ATP binding; ATP hydrolysis activity. The record is from RefSeq and is a predicted model, not a curated record.
UAUCUGCUGUUUUAUGAACAGGGGGAGGUUUUGAUUCGGGGACGGAAAAGAUAUGGUUUGAUAAGUGAUGAGGAAGUAUCUGGCCUUCGGAUUGGAUUGGUAUUCCAGAGUACGGCACUUUUUGAUUCUUUAACUGUUCGUGAAAAUGUUGGUUUCUGUUUGUAUGAGAAUUCCAAUAUGUCCGAGGAUCAAAUAGCAAAGCUUGUGACGGAAAACCUGGCUGCUGUUGGCUUGAAGGGAGUUGAGGAUUGCAUGCCUUCUGAAUUGUCUGGUGGAAUGAAGAAGCGAGUGGCAUUAGCUCGAUCUAUAAUUUUUGAUAACACAAAGGAGGCAAUUGAUCCAGAGGUGGUGUUGUAUGAUGAACCUACCGCUGGGCUUGAUCCAAUUGCAUCUACUGUUGUCGAAGAUCUCAUCCGCUCUGUCCACAUGAAAGGUCAUGAUGCAGAGGCUAAACCAGGGAAUAUUGCAUCUUAUGUAGUUGUCACUCACCAACACAGUACCAUAAGAAGAGCUGUUGAUAGGUUAUUGUUUCUCCAUGAGGGGAAAAUCGUCUGGCAAGGGAUGACUCAUGAAUUUACUGAAUCAACAGAUCCAAUUGUUAGACAGUUUGCAUCCGGAAGCUUAGAUGGGCCGAUUAAGUACUUAUGACUAAUAUACAGCCUGUGCAUGCAAUUUGUAUCAUUCACUGUUCAUGAGCUGUUGGGUGCCAAUUUACGUCAUGAAUUCAGUCUUUAAGACGGAGGUCAGAUGGAUGCUUCUUUUCCCUCCCCUAAUGCCACGUUUGCUGCCUCUCGUAAGUGAAUAGUGUACAAAUUUUCGAUGCAUGCUCCGAGCAAAAAUAUAUAGUUCAUGUCCCCGACUUUGAGGAGAAUCAUUUUCUUUGAGCCAGUGGCAGACCGAAGUUGAUGGAUUUCAGUUGCAUGGUUAGAUGCUUAUGAGGUGAGCACAGUUUUGAUUCUUCUUUUAGGUAUUUGUUCUGUAAUCCUUUUUCAUUGGGGGAGGAGGUCCCGUGGGAGCCCAGUGGAGGAAAUUGAAAAAGAUUUAGGGGAAGCUGCUAUGAUUUGUAUUACAUAAAUGUACAUUUUACAGAGCUGUAACUCAAAUCUUCAUACUGAAUACCAUUCUCUCA